This is a messenger RNA of Populus euphratica (Euphrates poplar), 2251 nucleotides long. RefSeq names its product small RNA 2'-O-methyltransferase-like. Bases 1 to 1989 code for a protein of 662 amino acids. Gene Ontology annotation, molecular function: RNA methyltransferase activity; O-methyltransferase activity. Gene Ontology annotation, biological process: piRNA processing; siRNA processing; RNA methylation. The record is from RefSeq and is a predicted model, not a curated record. The transcript has 8 exons. Gene Ontology annotation, cellular component: cytoplasm; nucleus. Lineage: Eukaryota; Viridiplantae; Streptophyta; Magnoliopsida; Malpighiales; Salicaceae.
AUGAUAUGCGUGCUUCCAGAAUUUACUGUUGUUUCAGAUAUAUGUAGAAAGAAGAAGGAUGCCGAGCAAUCUGCAGCAGAUUUGGCUUUAAAAAGGCUAGCCCACCAUUCCGUUGCUGAAAAUCCAUCUGAUAAGGAUCCUUGUGAUGCUUUGAUUGAUCAAAUCAAAUAUCUAUUUUCAGAUGAGUUCCCUCUACCUCUUCAUCCAUUGAGGGGUCACCUUAGAGCAGCUUUGCUGAGAAGAGGUGAUCUUUAUGGUCUGGUACGUGCUUCUGUCAUUACUGCCUGUGAUACAAAGACGAGUAAUCUGUGUAAAUUACUCAACCUUGAGGUGGAAUUAAAACCUUUUUUGGCUUUGUCAUUAAUUAUGAGGACUAUACCAAAAUUAUCAGGCUGUGUUGCAUCCAAGGGGCAGCUUUCAAUUCAGAAGCAAAAUCCAUACCCCACUGAAAUCAUAGAGUCAUCAGAUAUCCAGCAAUCUGAUUCCCCAGAAAGCAUAUUGGUUAAAGCAAUACAAAUUCCAGCUUCACUGGAUAAGACUGUUCAGCCAGUGACUCUUAAUAUUUCAUCCGCCGGAUAUUACCUGGAUGUUAUUGCAGAAGAACUUGGUGUAACAGAUGCCAGCAAGGUUUUGCUCUCAAGGACUAUUGGUAAAGCUUCUUCAGAGACCAGAUUGUAUUUUGCUGCUUCUAAGUCACUUGUGAUGGAUCUGUUGUCGGACCUUGGAAAUGUGAAAGAUUUUCAUGUGGAAGGACCUCCUAAUGCAAGGGCAAGUUACUUCUGUGGUCAAGGAAUAUACGGUGAUGCAAUCAUGGCUUCCAUUGGAUACACAUGGAGGUCUAAAGAACUUUUCCAUGAACACUUAUCAUUUAUGGUUUUAUUCAGGAUGCUUAUAAACAAGAUACCUAGUGGAAAUUACAAGUUGUCUAGAGAAGCAAUACUUGCAGCAGAGUUGCCCUCGGUAUUCACUACUGAAGCAAAUUGGAGAGGUUCCUUCCCUAGGGAAAUCCUAUUCGCAUUCUGCCAUCAGCAUCGGCUAUCUGAGCCUAUCUUCUCAACUACAAGUGUUCCUUUAAAGGCAUCAUGCAAGUUACUGAGAUCACAGAAGAAGUUGAAGGUUACUGAGGUAGCUGGACUUGCGACUGAAUAUGCAGAUGGAGGAGGUUUAAAUGCGGGUGAUGGAGAAUCAGUAGGACUGGAAAGCAACUUUAGAUGUGAAGUAAAAGUAUUUUCCAAGGGUCGGGAUUUGAUCAUAGAGUGUUCCCCUAAGGACAUUUAUAGGAAGCAGACUGAUGCUACCCACAGUGCUUCUCUGAAAGUUCUCUCAUGGUUGGAUGCAUAUUUUAAGGACCUUGGUAUGCCUUUGGAGAAGCUAAAUUGCUCUGCUGAUGCCCUUGACAUUAGUUUUUCUCUUGGAAACUUUCAUAAAGAGUUUGCUUUAUCCCAAUCCAUUUCCUUCAAUGAACUGUUUCAUUCUCCUGCGAUUUUCUUUUUUGCACCUGUAUGUUUUUGGAGCUUAAAGGUAAUAAAGCAUAUGGAGGAGAACCAGGCCUGUCGUUUUGGUGAUAUAGCAUUGAGUUAUUUUCGUCCAAAGGUUCUUAUAUUUUCCACCCGAAAUUACGAAGACAACUUGAUUCUACAAAGAUCUAGUCUUGCAACUCAAGAAGAAUACCCAGACGAGAAAAGCCAGUUAAAGUCUCAUAAAUUUCGCAACCAUGACCACAAGUUUGAGUGGACAAGAGGGCAGUUCAACCACUGGGCAUCUGAACUAGUGAAGAAGCACAAUUACAGCGUGGAGUUCAGUGGGGUUGGUGGUUCUGGUGAUGUGGAACCAGGUUUUGCUUCUCAGAUAGCCGUCUUUAAACAGGAGAGCCUGCUUGAUGAAGAUGAUCUACUGACAAAACAAAAUUCAUCUCAGCAUUGCAAAGUUGUAUGGAGUCGGAACUGCACUGACGGAUUCGGAUCGGUACCCUCUCUAACAAGUAACUAAUACCAGGGGUUUUGAAACCACACUGACAGAUUCUAGCUUAUCAGUACAGCUUUAGUCUGUACUGAUAAAUUAUAUGAUUUUUAGGAAGCAGAGGGUAUCUAACAGAAUUAGACAAGUGCAGGCUCAGAAUGGAUGCGUGUCUUUUGCUCCUAGGCCAAUUUGUUUGGUGCAUGAUUCUUUCUCUUUGAAAGCCCCCAUGCCAUUUAUAAAUCUUUUGAAGGGAAUUCCAGCCCCAUGAAUACAAGUUUCUAUAUGCAAAACA